Molecule: messenger RNA, 1215 nt
Organism: Colletotrichum phormii
Lineage: Eukaryota; Fungi; Ascomycota; Sordariomycetes; Glomerellales; Glomerellaceae
Exons: 3
Coding region: 1-1215 (404 amino acids)
Molecular function (GO): oxidoreductase activity
Source: RefSeq, a predicted model, not a curated record
AUGUACUUUUUACCACUGAUUGCGGCAAUCACCUUUUACGUUCUGGUAGUUCGGGCCUUACGAUAUCGCCGUCGUGAUGGCUUCCAGCGGAGAUUUCCCCAGUACAAAACACGAGAAGAAAUGGCUUCAAUGCCAUUAUCAGACGCAGCCUCCAUAUUGCGUGAGCUAUCGGAAAGGGAAUUUCCCAUAACAUUCUCCACAUCCGGGUCUUUCGCACUCUUCAAGACAUAUGGAAUCCCAACGAUCUCCAAACUUUUGGUAGCUACCAGCCAGCUUUCAGGAGAUCGCACAGCAUCGAAACGACGGACAGACACCGUAGUUUUAAUGUCGGAGAUUAUCUACAACACACCAGACUCCCGUCGCAACAUAGAUGCCAUCUCUCGCAUCAACUUCCUUCAUAGUCGCUGGCGAGAGGCUGGGAAGAUAUCCAACGAUGACAUGCUCUACACUCUCAGCCUCUUCCUCCUCGAACCUAUGCGCUGGACCGCACUAUACGAAUGGAGGGACCUAACCAUGUUUGAGAAGAAUGCCUUGGCUAUCUUUUGGAAAGAUCUGGGCAAAGAGAUGGGCAUCUCCUAUGAGUGCUUGGCUCCCCACAUGAGCCAAAAGGAUGAUGCCUUGGCCUGGCUGGAGGCGCUUCAGAAGUGGUGCUUGAAGUACCAGGAGCACCACAUGGUCCACGCUGUCUCGAACGAAAAGCUGGCACAUGCGAAUAUUACUCUACUCUUAAUGGACUUCCCUAAGUUCACGCACAACUUCGUAUUCAGGCAGUUGCGUUGCCUGAUGGAACCUGUACUCCGACAAGCCAUGGGAUACGAAAAUCCAAGCAGGUUGGAUUUCUUCAUCUUUGAAAACCUAGUCGCUUUCAGACGUAACGUUCUCAAGUACUUCUGUUUACCACGACCAAAAUGGUGGACCAACCCCAUGAUCCAAGACGUGGACAAGAAGACAGGCCGAAUGUACUUGACAAACUACCUCGCGCACCCCUACUACGUCAAGCCGGGCUUCUGGUGGCGAUGGAGUCCUUCUGCUCUCUACACUAGACUAAUUGGUGGACACUUACCUGGAGAUGAGGGGUCUAAGUACCAUCCGGACGGAUACACCAUUCCAGAAGUUGGCCCUGACGCCCAGAGAUGCAACGGCAAAGAGUACAUGGAGCGCACGAGAGAGAGAAUUAGUCAAGCUAGGGGUUGCCCCAUGGCAUUUCAGGCUUGA